Procambarus clarkii (red swamp crayfish) is the source of this 570-nucleotide messenger RNA. Lineage: Eukaryota; Metazoa; Arthropoda; Malacostraca; Decapoda; Cambaridae. The record is from RefSeq and is a predicted model, not a curated record.
AUGGGAGCAGGUCCUGGAGGAAAAGAAGCAGCAACAGGAGGUAGAGGAUUGAAGGAGGUGGAGGAGGACGUGAAAGAAGAAAAAGAUAAGAAGGGACAACAUCCUUAUAUCCUAACUACUAGUCCUUAUAUCCUAACUCCUAGUCCUUAUAUCCUAACUCCUAGCCCUUAUAUCCUAACUCCUAGUCCUUAUAUCCUAACUCCUAGCCCUUAUAUCCCUAGUCCUUAUAUCCCAACUCCUAGUCCUUAUAUCCUAACUCCUAGUCCUUAUAUCCUAACUACUAGUCCUUAUAUCCCAACUCCUAGUCCUUAUAUCCUAACUCCUAGCCCUUAUAUCCUAACUCCUAGUCCUUAUAUCCCAACUCCUAGCCCUUAUAUCCUAACUACUAGUCCUUAUAUCCCAACUCCUAGUCCUUAUAUCCUAACUACUAGUCCUUAUAUCCUAACUCCUAGCCCUUAUAUCCUAACUACUAGUCCUUAUAUCCCAACUCCUAGCCCUUAUAUCCUAACUACUAGUCCUUAUAUCCCAACUCCUAGUCCUUAUAUCCUAACUAUAGUCCUUAUAUCCUAA